AAAAGAUGCCCUCAAAGUUUGUAAAAUCCUACCGUUUAAUUGCGAAAGAGGGGAACCAAUUCAGCUUGGAUUAUUUAUAAUGAAUUAACAAAUACAUGAACUAGUCAUUGCCAAGGCUGAAUAUGACACUAUAGAUCAUAUAUAAAUUUCCCUUAUUUGUGAAGACAUAUCUGAACUUCCAAAAUGAAUUGUGUGAACAGUGAUGAUAAUUCUAAAUACAAUGAUGAAUGCCAAGAAAUCAGUGAUGAUCACAAUAGAAACAAAGAUGAUAGCAAUGACAUUGAUGAUGAUAAUGAUGAAUCAAGUGUCUCUACAGUAGAUUAUAAACUCGAAGACUUACAUGAACCCAAACCAUCAAUCCCUAAUCAUGAAUUUACAAAAUCAAAAAUCAGGCAUAUCAAGAAAGAAGAAAAUUUAGUGAAACAAACAACAUUUGGUUCUACCAUAUUAAGCUCAUCAUUGUCAGAUGGUGUUGGCCAAAAGGGGGUCUUAAAUGAAUUAUGGAAAUCAUGCCGUCGGGUUCUUGGCCUUCAAGAAUGCAGUUUGUUUGUUCAACUAAAACAGCAAGGGAAAAUACUGUAUGGAGGAAGUGAAGACAUGGUAACACAGUUCAAACGAGAGGGAAUAGUCUAUAUGGAUCAGGGCAGAGAGGUGAAACUGAUGCCACUACAUGUGCAAAAAUCAACACUUCUACAGGAAAACAAACCAGCAAAACCAUUGAUAUGUAAUAUUUGCUCAAAUGAUCGUAAAUCAUUUUCAUCCCGAAGUUCUCUGAAUCGACACCUACAACGUGUACACGCCAUUAACACAAAAACAUCAAAAGACAAAAGUCUUGUCUCACAUUUGGGAAUCUCGAAAGAAGACAAUAAUUCAG
Molecule: messenger RNA, 874 nt
Organism: Owenia fusiformis
Lineage: Eukaryota; Metazoa; Annelida; Polychaeta; Sabellida; Oweniidae
Source: the annotation of a GenBank genome assembly